Messenger RNA from Aedes albopictus (Asian tiger mosquito), 1761 nucleotides. RefSeq lists its product as uncharacterized. The record is from RefSeq and is a predicted model, not a curated record. Bases 1 to 1761 code for a protein of 586 amino acids. The transcript is spliced from 4 exons. NCBI's taxonomy places the organism in Eukaryota, Metazoa, Arthropoda, Insecta, Diptera, Culicidae. Gene Ontology annotation, molecular function: nucleic acid binding.
AUGUAUCGCCAGGUGGUAAUACACCCAGUGGAUCGUGAUUUCCAGAGGAUCGUAUUCCUUGAGCAGGACGAUCAACCGAUCAAGCACUAUCGGUUGUGCACUGCGACGUAUGGGACCCAGUGUGCCGCAUACCCAGCCAUUGAAGCGUACGCAGCGGUGGUGUAUACUAGAGGGCGGAAUGACUCAGAAGAAAUAGUCGUGAAUCUUCUGGCCGCCAAGACAAGGGUGGCUCCAAUCAAACAAGUAGCCCUACCGAGGUUAGAGCUCAAACGUAGCAGCUUUACUGUCAACUCUGAUGGAAUCGAUAAUGCAAGCAUUCAACCAUCUGGAAGUGGAGCCUUGGACAUAUACAGACAGCAGCAUCGUUCUCAAAUGGUUAUCCGCUCACCCCCACAAAUGGAAAACGUACGUGGUCAAUCGUACGUCGGCAAUCUUGGAAGUGCUGGAAUCACGUUCGAAGCGAGGACAACCCAGCAGACUUGUGGGCCAGACGAAUUGACGUCGGAAGCUGAACUCUGGAAGCGAGUCCCUGUCGAGCAGGCCGACGAUGAAGAGUUACUGGAGUUACCUCGGUUGAAGGUACUUCACUCUGCGAUACCGAUCAUCAGAACAAACUACGACAUCGAGACAAGCCUAUUGGAGCGGCAUUCAAACUACAUGCUCAUCGUGCGCACACUAGCGUACGUCAAUAGAUUCUUGUUGGCACUCAAAGUGGACAACGAGAAUCUCAACGUUGGACUUUCUCCGAACGAAAUCUACGAUGCCAAGAUACAACUGGCCAGAGCUGCACAGUACGCCGCAUACAAGCCGGAACUGGAACUGAUGCGUGUGGGUGGACGCUUGCAAAAUUCUGCGUACCCAUACGACGUCAAACACCCGGUCAUUCUUCCAGCCAACUACAAAGUGAGCGAGUUACUUCUGCGAGACAUUCAUCUGCGCAAUCUCCAUGCGGGCCCCAGUCUACUAGCAGCGACAGUCAAUAGUACUAGGUGCGUGGACUAUGUCGGUUCACUGAAGGUUCAUGCAUCCUGCGUCCGCGGGGUGAAAACGACCAAGGGCUACAUCGUGGUAUUUGUGUGCAUGGCCACAAAGGCUGUGCACUUGGAGGUUGCCAGUGAUCUCUCGACGAACACCUUCGUCUGUGCACUGAAGCGGUUCAUCUCCAGGCGAUCUCAUCCGAACGAGAUAUGGUCCGAUUGUGGUACAAACUUUGUAGGAAAGGACCACUGUUUGGAGGAUAUUCAAGGUGCGAAACAGUCUCACAACGAAGCAGCAGGACGAUUUCUCUCCAACUUGGGAAUAAAGUGGGUGUUCAACCCGCCUUCAGCGCCUCAUUGCGGUGGCAUUUGGGAGGCGGCGGUGAAGAGCGCCCAGAUACAUCUAGUCGCGGUCUUGGGCGCCGAAGCAGCAACGUACGAAGAUCUCUCAACGGUUUUAGCCCUGAAACCUCGGAGUAAGUGGCGUACCACCAAGGCCAACGUGGAGAAGGAUCAGCUGGUGCUGGUCAAGAAUGGGAGUUGGCGCGUAUUGUCAAGCAACACCCGCAACACCCGGACUCGACAGGAGUCAUCCGGACAGUUACGAUGCGGCGUGGUCAAGCGGAGUACUCCCGCCCCAUACAGAAGAUCUGCGUGCUACCGUCGGAUUGAGACACUGGUGCCUCAAGGUGGGGGUGGAUGUUCGCAUAUGAACGCCUCCCAACCCUGCCGAGCAUACCUGUAUUGGCUAACCCUUGCGCAACUAGGGCAAAGGUACCAAUAG